AUGGAUAGUAAUCAAGUAGUUUUUGUACAAGGUGAUAUACAACUGCAAAGUUUAAUUGCUCUUGUUAUUCUUAUGAAAAUUGAAGAUUUCUAUUUGAAUGUCAAUGCGAUUUUGAAGUGUACUUCUCGUUCUAAUCCUGGUUGUAGCACUAGUUCUGGUUCUAGUACUGCAAAUUCUUGUGUAAGUGAAAGUCCCAAGCUUGUAAAGGUGGUUGAUCAUGAUGCGGAAAAGGCUAAGCCUCUGAUUAUUGAUGAAUGGGCUUAUGUUUUUGAUAAUAUUGAUAGAGAAUUUAUGGGUGGUGUUAAAUAUGUUAGGAUUUCUCUUGAUAAGUACAAGAUGGCUACGGAUCACAAGAUUGUUAUCCUUAAAAACGACAAGACUCGUUUUACUGCAAAGUGCGAAGAAGAUGGUUGUGGUUGGAUGAUUCACUGUGGACCUUUGAAUGGUGACAUUUCUUGGUUUGUGCUGAAAUAUUCUAACGUUAUUCAGAGGUGGCACAUUGUGGGUGAUCCUAGUUUAAAACCCAGACAACUCAUGUCACUUUUUAAUAAGACUUAUGGGUGCAAUAUUAAGUAUCAGCAUGCCCGUAGAGGGAAAGAAGCCGUAUUUGAAGAACAGUUUGGUGAUGACGAGAAGUCGUAUAGAGAUUUAACUUGGUAUAUCAAAUCCAUUGAGAAAACUAAUCCUGAUAGCUUUGUGAAAUUUGAAGUUGAUGAUGGAACCAGUAGGUUUCAGCGGAUUUUCAUGUGUUUUGGUGCUUGCAAGCAUAACUAUAAGUAUCCCAGGCCCAUGAUUUACUUGGACGCUACUUUCCUUACUGGUAAAUUCAUGGGUGCUUUGAUGGCUGUAACAUGUAUUAAUGUAAACGGUGAUUUUUAUCCAUUUUCUUUUGCUCAUGUGUCUGCUGAAAACAAAGAAAAUUGGUUUUGGUUUCUAGAGAAUCUAAAACAAGUGAUCGAUGGUCGUCCCAUUGUUUUCCUUAGUGAUCGUGGAGAAGGAAUUUUGCAGGGCAUUCCAAAAGUAUUCCAAAAUUCAUAUCACAACUAUUUCUUUUACCACCUCAAGUGCAAUAUCCCUAUUGGAUCAGGUGAUGCGAAAUCCAAGGCCGUUUUUGAUUUGUUUUACAAAGUUGCUUACUCUUACACAGCAACGAACUUUGACGAAGCUUUGCGGGGAAUGCAUGCAAUUGAAUGUGGGCAUGUUACUAAUUAUAUCAGGACUAUUCCAAAGGACAAAUAG
Molecule: messenger RNA, 1239 nt
Organism: Papaver somniferum (opium poppy)
Lineage: Eukaryota; Viridiplantae; Streptophyta; Magnoliopsida; Ranunculales; Papaveraceae
Exons: 3
Coding region: 1-1239 (412 amino acids)
Source: RefSeq, a predicted model, not a curated record